Penicillium arizonense is the source of this 792-nucleotide messenger RNA. Its product is annotated as ribosome-recycling factor. NCBI's taxonomy places the organism in Eukaryota, Fungi, Ascomycota, Eurotiomycetes, Eurotiales, Aspergillaceae. Gene Ontology annotation, molecular function: ribosomal large subunit binding. Gene Ontology annotation, biological process: translation. Gene Ontology annotation, cellular component: mitochondrion. Bases 1 to 792 code for a protein of 263 amino acids. The transcript is spliced from 2 exons. The record is from RefSeq and is a predicted model, not a curated record.
AUGCAACGUAUCAUUUCCCAAUCAUUCCGCUCUUUCUGUCCUCGCCUUGCGGUCACGCGCCCUUUAAACCCUCGGUCAUGUCUCUUGCCUCGGGCUCAGUGCUUAGUUCCUCUGAACAGACGUAACUUUGCCAACUCCCCUGCCCUAUACAAAAAGAAGGACAAGGCCAAACAGAGUUCUGCUCCUGAGCCAAAAGAAAGCUCUAGCUCUGCUGAAGAUCCCUUUGAUCUCUCUCAACUGCACAACGGCAUUUCCACGACUGUCGCUCGGCUCAAAGAUGAUUUGUCCAAGCUUCGCGCGGGAGGACGGUUCAAUACCGCUCUCCUGGAGAAUUUGAAGGUCCAGCUGAGCAAGGAGUCUAAGGAGUCAGUCAAACUCGGAGAUCUGGCUCAGGUUGUACCCAAGGGAGGACGGAUGGUCACUCUCUUGGCCGCAGAAGAGGAUCAUAUCAAACCUCUUAUUUCGGCUAUCAUAUCCUCGAACCUAUCCUUGACUCCGCAACCCGAUGCCCACAAUGCCCUCCAACUCAACAUUCCCAUUCCACCGCCCACAAAGGAGUCCCGGGAUAAGAACAUUCAAACUGCUAAGCAAGCAUUUGACAGGGCCUCUAGCUCAGUACGCGAUUCCAGAGGCGCGAUGCACAAACGUCUCCAGGACUUGCAGAAAAAGAAACUAGCUCGACCAGAUGAUGUGCGCAAAGCCCAUGAUCAGAUGGAGAAGGUCACAGACCAAGGUCAAAGAGAUCUCAAGGAUGCAUUUGAAGCGGCCAAAAAGACCCUGGAGCAGGCAUAA